AUGGUUGGUAUAGUCUCUCACGCGGAAAAAACACCCGCUGAUACCCCCGAAUGGCACCUAAGUGUGUUUGUGAAUAAAAAAUGGACUACCUCCUUCUUCAAUCAAACAAUGGAUGCAAUCUAUCCCAAGUUCUUUCACAAUCAGUGUGAUAAGACCAUCUUCGAUGUGUAUCCGGUCACCUAUAUGCACACAAUGGAUCAUCUGAGGGAAGAGAGAUGUAUCCACGAAGAUUUGCUUGGCGGUAGAUUUUUCACAAUAUGCUUUGUCUAUAGUCAAGUCUAUCCUCUCGCCUUCUUUGAGGAAUACUUCUGCAUCUGGGCCCUAUAA
Messenger RNA from Dibothriocephalus latus, 327 nucleotides. Lineage: Eukaryota; Metazoa; Platyhelminthes; Cestoda; Diphyllobothriidea; Diphyllobothriidae. The record is from the annotation of a GenBank genome assembly.